Molecule: messenger RNA, 2214 nt
Organism: Penicillium psychrosexuale
Lineage: Eukaryota; Fungi; Ascomycota; Eurotiomycetes; Eurotiales; Aspergillaceae
Product: RNA 5'-triphosphatase domain-containing protein
Exons: 2
Coding region: 1-2214 (737 amino acids)
Biological process (GO): dephosphorylation
Molecular function (GO): protein tyrosine/serine/threonine phosphatase activity
Source: RefSeq, a predicted model, not a curated record
AUGGGAUCCGACGCCAUCUCCGCCCUAUAUGACUCGUUAACGUCUCAAUCUGAACCUCCAAGUGUCGCGACUGUCCUGCGAUUCUUUCACUCAGUGCGCGCUACCGCCCAAAACGCUUCAUUCGUCUCUAUCGCCAACUAUUUCCGCGGCGUCUACCGCAAUGAAAAUGUGAAUUGGGGUCGGGUUGUGUUCUUGACUACCUGUGUGAUCGCUAUGACUGGAUGUGGGUUGUUGUCACUGGUGAGACGCAAGCGGUCGGGGAAGAAAAGCUCUCGUGCGCAACGUCCCGCCGCUCGCAAGACGUCGACCAAAUCUUCGAAGACUCUGAGCUCCUCGGAGGAGGAGGAUUAUGAAGAUGAAGACUACGAUAGCAAUGCAUCGCUGCGACAUGGAACCAAUCCCAACUAUAAGACGGAAGAUUGGUCGUCGGACAGUCAGCAGCAAAGCUCUGAUGCCUACGAAACGGACCCGGGCAUUCUCAGGAAAUUCACCACAUAUAACUCCUACACUACUUCAUUCGCCACCUAUCCCGCCAUUCGCACCUUUUACAGCCCGCAUCCACACCUAGCUCGACUCCCGACCAAACCGACUCCCGUUCCACUAAUCGUGGUUGUUCAUGGGCUAGGCGGGUCCCUCGCACAAUUCCACCACCUCCUAACCAGUCUGUCUAAUGUUGCUUCAUGCUUUGGUAUUGAUUUGCCCGGGUGUGGACUGUCCAAGUUUGCGCCUACGGAUUGGGAUGCAUACACCGUGGAGGCUCUGGCUGAACUGUUGGCUGAAGCCAUCAAUCAGCACCGGGACCGUGCGUCUGGCCAGGAAGUCAUUCUAGUGGGACACAGUCUUGGGUGUUCCUUGUCAGCCCUCUUGGCUUCAUCAACGUCGUCCAUUGGUGCAAAAGUGAAAGAGCAUAUCAUUGCCCUUGUUGCUAUGUGCCCUCGAGCCGAGCCUCCAUCUGCGGAAGACACUGCCAAAUUUCGCCGACUACUUUAUGUUCCUGGUCCAAUUUUCGAUCUUUGGCGCCGCUGGGACAGAUGUGGAGGCGAACAAAGUGCAAGUGUUAUGCGGAUGGUUGGCAUCGCUGCCGACGCGGAAACACGAAAUCUCCAGGUGCGCUUCAACAAGCAAAGUCGGACGCCUGUUUGGCGACGCAUGGCGUGGGGUACACUUCCCACCUACGAUAAUAGUGGCCACCCGAUUGGCGGGCUCCCUGGUCAACAGGUCUGGGCGGGAAUUCGCAUGCCAAUUCUAUUGGUCGCGGGAGAGACGGAUGCUGUGACCAAACCGGUGGAGGUGCAGAAGCUUUUGAAAUUCUUUGGCGAUGCUUCAGCCCAUAUUGCGAUUGACACUAGCGAUAGCAGCAUCAUCCCAGACGCUUCGCGAGUCCACGACCAGAUGUCACCUCCAGUCGGCGAUCUCGUCAGUGGGAAGGCGUUUGGUGUGCAGGUCUCCGAAAAGCAUUUGGACGGUACCCAGCGGAAGCGAGUGGUCAAAUCAGCGAUUUUGCCGGCGCCCGCAUCUCACGCACUGCUCUACGACCGGGCGACCUAUCGCACUCUUGCAGGAAUUAUCCAGGAUUUCCUCUCGUCAAAUGUCGACAAGCGUCUCGGUCUGGGCUGGCAAUUGCAACACAUGAACACAUCUGGAAAGUGGGAUGUCAAGAACCUCGCCAAAUGGAAGAAGGUUGUCCCAGUCUCGGAACGAAUUGCCAACACAUUUGUCGCGCUCAAGAUGUUGCGCGAGGUUGACGAGGAACACAACCCUGUGACUUUCGCGGCAAAGUAUCAUGGUCGCAUACACGCUGUCAUAGACAUCAGUCAUGAAAGUCCAGUCUAUAACCCAGCCGAACUGGAGGCCGGUGGGAUUCGCUAUUACAAGCACCCGACUAUAUCCAAGAUUCCUCCGACUCCAGACGAGACGCGUGACUUUAUUGCUCUGGUCAAUAACAUUGAAAAGGAUAUUGAUGCGAAGAUGGAGCAGCGUACGGAGGAAGAGAAGGCUCUGCCACGCCCAGUGGUCGGAGUUCACUGCCACUAUGGCUAUAACCGUACGGGGUUCAUGAUCGCCUGCUAUCUGAUCGAGCAUCUUGGUUUUGGUGUUCAAGAUGCCAUUGACGAGUUCAACCGGUGCCGACCCCCUGGCAUCCGACAUGGUCAUUUUAUUGACACUCUAUUUGUGAGAUAUUGCGUUGGGCUGAAGAGAGCGCCCACGCUGUAA